AUGAGUCAGUCACAUUCAUAUUCAUUACAGGAAGUUUUCCAAAAUAAUAGGUUAAAUGGAACUUUUAAGCAGGUGUCAGAGACGGGAACGUCCCAACCAAAGCCGGAUUACGUCGGUUCGUCAUGCAGCCUGAGCGUCAAAAAUGUGUCCUAUACUGUGAGUGAACAUGUAGGACCCUGGUGGGACCUUUCAUCUUUCAGAAAAAAAUGGACAAGACAAAUACUGAAUCAAGUGUCAUUUCAUGUGGACAGUGGGCAGAUAAUGGGAAUUCUGGGGAAUUCAGGUUCUGGAAAAACCACUCUGUUAGAUGCUAUAGCAGGACGAAUCGGGAAUUCUGGAAAACUCCUAGGAGAGGUUUUUGUGAAUGGAAGAAAGCUGAAAACAGAGCAGUUUCAAGACUGUUUCUCUUAUGUGCUCCAGAGUGACAGUCUCUUGAGCUAUCUGACUGUGGAGGAGACUCUGACAUACACUGCUCAGCUUGCUUUGAGAAAACACUCUUCUGAGGCCAUACGCAAGAAGGUAGCUGCAGUCAUGGUAGAGCUGAGUUUGGGACACGUGGCUCACAGCGUGAUUGGAGGCCGCAUUUUCCCUGGCAUUUCUGGUGGAGAGAGAAGGAGGGUCUCCAUUGCCAGCCAGCUGCUUCAGGACCCAAAGGUGAUUCUCCUGGAUGAGCCGACCACAGGACUGGACAGCAUGACGGCUAAUCAGAUCGUGGUGCUGCUGGCUGAACUGGCCAGAAGAGAUCGAAUCGUCAUAGUGACCAUCCACCAGCCCCGUUCAGAACUUUUCAGGAUCUUUAACAGAAUAGCAAUCAUGAGCCGAGGGGAACUGGUGUUCUGUGGGGAGCCUGAAGAGAUGGUGGAUUUCUUUAGCAGUUCUGGAUAUGAGUGUCCUGAGUACUGCAACCCCUUUGAUUUUUAUGUUGAUCUGACCUCUGUGGACACACGCUGCAGCGAGAGGGAAGCCGUCACCUACAGCCGCAUGCAUGACAUCACGUCAGCCUACCAGAACUCAGAGAUCUAUAAAAGCAUGUUUGGAAGGAUCGAGCAAAGCUGCCAGAGAGCAGACAAACCCAUAAUCCCAUUCAAAAGCAAGGAGUCUCCCAACUGCAUGUCCAAACUGAAUGUCCUCCUCAGACGGACAGUGCGAAAUAUGUCUCGUGACAGGAUGGGCAUUCUCAUGCGCCUCUCUCAGAAUCUCAUUUACGGCCUCUUCAUUGCAUUUUUUGUCAUGAAACUGGAUAAGGAUGUGACUAAAGGUGCCGUGCAGGACCGAAUUGGCAUCAUCUACCAAUCUAUGGGUGCUUCACCUUAUACUGGCAUGCUGAAUGCUGUGGCUUUAUUUCCUGCUUUAAGAGCCAUCGCUGACCAGGAGAGUAAAGAUGGCUUGUACCAAAAGUGGCAGAUGUUUCUGGCUUACAUCAUCCAUAUCCUGCCCUUCAGUAUUAUCAGUGUGUUCAUCUUCACCUCUUUCUUGUACUGGACUGUUGGCAUGAACCCAGAUCCUAUGCGCUUUGUGUGUUUUUCUGCCGUGGUCAUGGUUCCUCACAUCGUAGGUGAACUUUUAACACUGGUCUUGUUGGGGGUUGUUCAGGACCCCAAUAUGGUCAACAGCGGGGUCGCUCUACUCAAUAUAGCUGGAAUCAUGGUGGGAUCUGGAUUUCUAAGGAGUUUUAAACAAAUGCCUGUGGUGUUCCAGUGGCUGAGUUAUCUAACCUUCCAGAAGUACGGCUGUGAGCUCCUGAUUGUCACGGAGUUCUAUGGCCUGAACUUCACCUGCACACCUAUAGCAGGUUUGCCAGGAUCAUGUCUGGUGGACAGUGGGGAUAUGAUCAUAGAUCAGGGUUAUCCUGGAGCUCUCUCGCGUUACACACAAGACUUCCUCCUGCUCUACGCCUUUCUGCCUGCACUCGUGAUACUAGGCAUCAUCAGCUUCAAGAUACGUGACCACCUCAUCAGACGCUAAGCUUCUGAGUGUGUGCAUGUGUUGGUGUGCCUGAGAAUGUUAUGUUAUGUUCUUUAUUUUGUAUAUAAAAAUCUCUAAAUCAUAGUAAACUAUAUCCAGAAAACAUGAACAUGAAAGCUGAAUCCAUCAACCUUUUCCAUCGUUGUUGAUCAAAUUUCUCCAAAAUGUAAUGUACCAUUACUGUUUGUGGUAUACAUCAUAAUUUCUAAUGUGACUGUAAAUACUCUAUUAUAUACAAUAAAUGUUUAAUAAAACAUG
Messenger RNA from Carassius carassius (crucian carp), 2223 nucleotides. RefSeq names its product ATP-binding cassette, sub-family G (WHITE), member 5 (gene abcg5). Gene Ontology annotation, biological process: cholesterol homeostasis. Lineage: Eukaryota; Metazoa; Chordata; Actinopteri; Cypriniformes; Cyprinidae. The coding region runs from base 1 to 1965 and encodes 654 amino acids. Gene Ontology annotation, molecular function: ABC-type transporter activity; ATP hydrolysis activity; ATP binding. The record is from RefSeq and is a predicted model, not a curated record. The transcript has 13 exons. Gene Ontology annotation, cellular component: plasma membrane.